AUGAGUGUACCCUUCGAAAUGACAACCAAGAACUUAAGCGGUCAUUGGGCCCUUAACAAAUUGCUCUCCGACAACACCGAGUCUGCUUUGGCGUUACAGGGCGUCAGCUGGAUCACACGUAAAGCUCUGAACAAGGCUCCCGUCUCGAUAACAAUCUCACAAUACAUCGACCAAGAUGGCAUUUAUCAUCUGAACACGACACAGCAGGCUCUUGGCAGGAUGGUGGUUCAAAAGGCCAUUCUCGACGGCAAGGCUAUAGAUCUUGACCACCCUUUAUUUGGCAAGGUUACCAUACUCCAAGCUUGGACAUCUCUCUCUGCCAUCGAGACCGAGUUUCUUAGAGAAGGGUCCCAGGAUGGACCACAAGAGGUGAUCGAGAUGAAAAUCUUUCACAAAUCGGAUGGAUGGCAGUCUCAUCAGGUCUUCGGUAUCGAGCUGAUUGACGGCAAGAGACGACACACAAGACGUAUGAUUGUCAGAAAUGGCUCCACGGUCUCGAGGACGAGGCUUGUCUACGACUGGAAGGGAGUGGACUGA
This is a messenger RNA of Aureobasidium pullulans EXF-150, 537 nucleotides long. RefSeq lists its product as uncharacterized. The transcript has 2 exons. Bases 1 to 537 code for a protein of 178 amino acids. The record is from RefSeq and is a predicted model, not a curated record. Lineage: Eukaryota; Fungi; Ascomycota; Dothideomycetes; Dothideales; Saccotheciaceae.